AGCAGUAACAAUGUCCUCCUUGGGUUUCUCCUCUCCUGGCUUUCUCCGGCUUCUUUACAUCUUGAAAUUCUUUUGCUUCCUACCAUUAGUAAUCAGUAACGAAACCGAAAAUGAUCGACAAGCUCUCCUUUGCUUCAAGUCCCAAAUCACAGGUUCAGCUGAAGUUUUAGCCUCAUGGAGCAAUGCAUCCAUGGAAUUCUGCAGCUGGCAUGGGAUCACUUGCAGUAUACAAUCUCCACGCCGAGUCAUUGUGCUUGAUCUCUCAUCAGAAGGAAUCACAGGCUGCAUAUCACCCUGUAUUGCCAACCUCACCGAUCUUACAAGGCUCCAACUGUCAAAUAAUAGUUUUCGUGGCAGCAUACCAUCCGAGAUCGGCUUCCUAAGUAAACUCAGCAUCCUCGACAUCAGCAUGAACUCUUUAGAAGGUAACAUCCCAUCUGAACUCACUUCAUGUUCCAAGCUUCAAGAGAUUGACCUUAGCAACAACAAACUCCAAGGGAGAAUACCUUCUGCUUUUGGGGAUCUUACUGAGCUACAAACACUUGAACUCGCUAGCAACAAGCUUUCUGGUUACAUACCACCAUCACUGGGAAGCAACCUUUCGCUGACAUAUGUCGAUCUUGGGAGGAAUGCACUCACAGGAGAAAUCCCAGAAUCAUUGGCAAGCAGUAAAUCGUUGCAGGUUCUUGUGCUCAUGAACAAUGCCCUUAGUGGACAACUCCCAGUGGCUCUCUUUAACUGUUCAUCACUUAUUGAUCUUGACCUCAAACAUAAUAGCUUUCUUGGUUCUAUACCACCUAUUACUGCCAUAUCUCUGCAAAUGAAAUAUCUCGAUUUAGAAGACAAUCACUUCACAGGAACAAUACCUUCAUCACUAGGAAAUCUUUCCUCCCUAAUUUAUCUUAGUCUCAUAGCGAACAAUUUAGUUGGAACCAUCCCAGAUAUCUUUGAUCAUGUUCCAACAUUACAGACACUGGCAGUUAAUUUAAACAACUUAUCUGGGCCAGUUCCACCAUCUAUCUUCAAUAUAUCAUCACUGGCAUAUCUUGGAAUGGCAAACAACUCUCUCACUGGAAGAUUACCCUCAAAAAUUGGCCACAUGCUCCCAAAUAUUCAGGAAUUAAUCCUCCUAAAUAACAAAUUCAGUGGCUCAAUCCCGGUUUCACUUCUUAAUGCAUCCCACCUGCAGAAGCUUUCCCUUGCAAAUAAUAGCUUAUGUGGGCCCAUUCCAUUAUUUGGAUCAUUGCAGAAUCUGACCAAACUUGACAUGGCAUACAACAUGCUAGAAGCAAAUGACUGGAGCUUUGUCUCAUCACUCUCAAAUUGCUCCAGAUUGACUGAACUGAUGCUGGAUGGGAAUAAUCUUCAAGGGAACCUACCAAGUUCGAUUGGUAACCUUUCGAGUAGUCUUGAGUACUUGUGGCUAAGAAAUAACCAAAUUUCCUGGCUUAUACCACCAGGGAUCGGCAACCUUAAGAGUUUGAAUAUGUUGUACAUGGAUUACAAUUAUUUAACUGGUAAUAUACCACCAACAAUUGGAUAUUUACACAACCUCGUAUUCCUGUCCUUUGCACAAAACAGACUGUCUGGGCAAAUCCCUGGUACUAUAGGUAACCUUGUUCAGCUGAAUGAACUGAAUCUUGAUGGAAAUAACUUGAGUGGAAGUAUACCUGAGAGUAUACAUCACUGCGCUCAACUCAAAACACUCAACCUUGCUCACAAUUCACUUCAUGGGACUAUACCAGUUCAUAUCUUCAAAAUCUUUUCUCUUUCUGAACAUUUGGAUUUGUCACACAAUUACUUGUCUGGAGGAAUACCACAAGAAGUUGGCAAUCUUAUUAAUCUUAACAAACUUAGCAUCUCAAACAAUAGGUUGUCUGGUAACAUCCCAUCCGCUCUUGGUCAGUGUGUGAUUCUUGAAUCUCUUGAGCUGCAAAGUAAUUUCCUUGAAGGGAUAAUUCCAGAAUCUUUUGCAAAAUUGCAAAGCAUCAAUAAAUUAGAUAUUUCUCAUAACAAGUUGUCUGGAAAAAUCCCAGAGUUCCUUGCGUCCUUCAAGUCUCUAAUUAAUCUUAAUUUAUCCUUCAACAAUUUUUAUGGACCACUUCCAAGUUUUGGUGUUUUUCUGGACACUAGUGUGAUCUCAAUUGAAGGAAAUGAUCGUUUAUGUGCAAGGGCACCAUUGAAAGGUAUACCUUUUUGUUCUGCAUUGGUGGACAGGGGAAGGGUGCACAGGUUAUUGGUUCUAGCUUUCAAAAUAGUUACACCAGUUGUUGUUGUUGUUAUCACCAUUUUGUGUUUUCUAAUGAUUCGUUCAAGGAAGAGAGUGCCUCAAAAUUCGAGGAAGUCAAUGCAACAAGAGCCGCACUUGCGACUAUUCAAUGGGGACAUGGAGAAGAUUACAUAUCAAGACAUUGUGAAGGCCACAAAUGGGUUUUCCUCCGCUAAUUUGAUUGGAUCAGGAUCAUUUGGAACGGUUUACAAGGGCAAUCUGGAAUUCCGACAAGAUCAAGUAGCCAUCAAGAUUUUUAACCUUAGCACAUACGGAGCACAUAGGAGCUUUGCUGCAGAGUGUGAAGCCCUAAAAAAUGUCCGCCAUAGAAAUCUUGUCAAAGUCAUCACUGUGUGCUCUUCAGUGGAUUCUACAGGGGCAGAAUUUAGGGCCUUGGUAUUUGAAUACAUCCAAAACGGGAACCUUCAAAUGUGGUUACAUCCAAAGGAACAUGAGCAUAGUCAAAGAAAUUUUCUGACAUUAUGCCAGAGGAUCAAUAUAGCUUUAGACAUAGCAUUUGCUCUGGAUUAUCUUCACAACCGUUGUGCAACUCCACUCGUACAUUGCGACUUGAAGCCAAGCAACAUUCUUUUAGGCCCUGACAUGGUUGCAUAUGUCAGUGAUUUCGGUCUAGCAAGAUUCAUAUGCACAAGAUCAAAUUCAGAUCAAGAUAGUUUAACAAGUUUGUAUUGCCUAAAAGGAUCAAUCGGAUACAUCCCACCAGAGUAUGGCAUGAGCGAAGAGAGAUCAACAAAGGGUGACGUCUAUAGUUUUGGAGUGCUUCUUCUGGAAAUGGUCACAAAUAUUAGUCCGACAGAAGAAAUAUUUAAUGACGGUACAAGCCUGCGUGAUCUUGUCGCUAGUAACUUUCCCAAAGAUACAUUCAAGGUUGUUGAUCCCACCAUGCUACAAGAUGAGAUCGAUGCAACUGAGGUGCUGCAGAGUUGCGUUAUUCUGUUGGUCAGAAUAGGACUCUCUUGCUCCAUGACUUCACCCAAACACCGAUGCGAAAUGGGACAAGUUUGUACUGAGAUCCUUGGAAUCAAGCAUGCGUUAUCAAAGAUAGAUGGUGAAUGA
This is a messenger RNA of Oryza sativa Japonica Group (Japanese rice), 3346 nucleotides long. Its product is annotated as probable LRR receptor-like serine/threonine-protein kinase At3g47570. Gene Ontology annotation, molecular function: protein kinase activity; ATP binding; protein binding. The record is from RefSeq and is a predicted model, not a curated record. NCBI's taxonomy places the organism in Eukaryota, Viridiplantae, Streptophyta, Magnoliopsida, Poales, Poaceae. Gene Ontology annotation, biological process: protein phosphorylation.